Messenger RNA from Diachasma alloeum, 1197 nucleotides. RefSeq lists its product as uncharacterized. The transcript is spliced from 4 exons. The record is from RefSeq and is a predicted model, not a curated record. The coding region runs from base 70 to 888 and encodes 272 amino acids. Lineage: Eukaryota; Metazoa; Arthropoda; Insecta; Hymenoptera; Braconidae.
UAUUCAAAAUCUCCAACGGUUAAAUAUCGCCACGAUCUUACGAAUAAUAAAAUUCAUCCAGCGAAAAUAAUGGCAUCGCCACCGGUCAAGUUCACCACGAGCAAAGCCAUCGACCACUUUAAUGCAGGGGCAACAUUGAUGAAAAUUACGGGAUAUGUCGAUUGCAUCGAAGGCACCAGAGAACUGCCCAAAUCACCAUCGAAGUGGAUUUACAAAUGUAUCUUGAACAAUAACGAUCAAAAGAGGGUUAGAAUCAUUUUUUGGGGAGACGACGCCCUCAAAUACAAGAAAGAAAUUUCCAUGUAUCAGAUCCUGAAGAUCACAGGUGGAGUAAUCAAAGAAGCUAACCCCACUUAUCGCCGAUCAGGAGAUACCGUGAGCAGUAAAGAAUUCCAGUUCGGACGUGGAAGCACUCUGGAAAUUCUUGGGACAUUUGAUGUUGCCAACGGUGCUUCCGACGAAAAGAAGGAAGUUGCCACAUUCGAACGUAUCGAAAUGAAAGACGUGUGCACAGCGAGCUCACCGGUUAUCGUUUCCGGAUGGUUAAAGGAACAUUUCAGGAGCGUAAACAUUGCUAACGGGGCCAGCUACAGAUGUGGCAUGAUUUGCACAGAUGUGUACAGGAUGACGGUACAUGUGACGACAUUUGUACCCAGACCUGAUUUUGUGGAAGGGAUGAAGCUUGAUGUCAAGGGGACCAUUGAUCGUCGUGCGGAUGCAUUUGUUAUAAAUGUUAAAUCUAUGGAAGAAAUUACAGUUGUCCCUUUCGCUCCAAUGAUGACGGAGGACCAAAUGGACGAUGCAGUUGAGUCACCCCCUUUGACUUCCAAACGAGAUGCAGGUGACCAUCCAGAAGACGAAACCGGAAAGAAACAAAAAGUAGAUUAGACUCAUUACGGCGCAUUUUCUCCCUGCAUUUCAUUUGGUGAUUAUUGUCCAUUGUUUUUUUAUGAAGUUCACAAAAAAUGACAGGAUGCCAAAAAAUGUUUUUCUUAAUAAUAGAACAGUUAGACUCAAUUCUUAAAUUCAUAAUAUAUCAAUAUUAUUUGGAUUAAUAUAUUAUCAAAAAGAUUAUAUGUUUCAAGCACUUUAACCGACAAGAAUAUCAACAAGAUUUUUAAAUUCAGAGGGUAAGGCAGUUUCAUUGACUUCAUUGGGACAUUGUUCAUUAAAACUGUUUAAUUGUGUAAUACAUGA